AUGGCUUCACGUUCAGGACGCUCCUCGUCCGGGCGCUCGUCUUCCAAACUGCUGUCUUAUUUAUCGUCGAAUACUUCUUCAGCACCUCCUCCCAGCUCCUCCAGCAAACCGCGUCGUUCCAAAGCGUCGUCGUCCAGCAGCUCGGGGUCGGUAAAGGAGUCAUCGCCGAGAGAGCCUCCGCGGUCAUCACUACCGCCAUUGCGAGAGUACAGAGAGUACAGAGAAUCAAGAAGACCCAAGGAGACGAGAGAAACAAGACCGUCCAGAGAUACCAGAGAGAAAGAAUCAAGAGAACCCCGCGAAAUCACGCCCUCCACCGUCUUCCUCUCCCUCAUCGCCUUCCGUCUCAUCAACGCCCUCCUCGUGCGCACCUUUUUCCAGCCCGAUGAAUUCUUCCAGUCGCUCGAACCAGCAUGGCAGCUCGCGUUUGGGAAAGACCAGGGGGCAUGGAUGACCUGGGAAUGGAGAAAUCAACUGCGAUCCUCCUUGCAUCCCCUCCUGUUCGCUGCCGUCUAUCGCGUCGCCGCCCUCCUUGCCUUCGUCCUCCGUCUCUCCCCCACGCUACGUGCGAACCUCCUAAUCGCCGCUCCGAAGACCGCGCAGGCCGUUAUCGCAGCCGUCGGCGACUUCUACACCUGGAAAUUUGCUCGUCGGAUCCAUGGUGACGGGUCACGUAAGAAUUGGGCUGUGUUGGCCUUGACCGUGGCCAGUCCCUGGCAAUGGUUCUGCUCGACGAGAACUCUGUCAAACUGUUUGGAGACGACGAUAACGGUUGUCGCUCUGGAUUUGUGGCCCUGGGAAUGGUCCUUGGAUUCGGAGCUGAAAGCGGCGCGCAAGUCCAGAAGCAGUCGCACGCAGGAGCGGCUGGAUAAGGAACUGCUGAACAGGCUACGACAAUGUCUGUGUCUCGCAGCACUCGCCUGUAUUCUCCGUCCUACGAACAUUCUGAUCUGGGUGACUCUGGCCGGCAUUGUGUUAUACCGUAACUCUUGGGAAAUACAAAAGAUCCUCGCGCGCGAAGUCGCGAUAUGCGGAUCUGCGAUACUGUCCGUGUCCACGUUGGUUGACCGGUUGUUCUAUGGAGUCUGGACAUUCCCGCCUUUCAAGUUCCUCUACUUCAACAUUGUGCAGUCACUGGCCGUGUUCUACGGAAAGAAUGACUUCCAUUACUACGUCUCCCAGGGUCUCCCUCUUCUUCUAACGACGGCGCUGCCGUUUUCUCUGCUUGGACUCUAUCGCUCGGCCAACCGUCCGCCGUCAUCCGCGUCGAAGCAUUGGCGGACCAACAUCCAAACUCAACUGGCAUAUGUUUGCCUGGCUAUGCCGCUCGUCCUGUCAUUGAUCUCCCACAAAGAAGUUCGCUUUAUCUACCCAAUUCUCCCAUCUUUGCACAUCUUAUCCGCUACGCCGCUGCUCGAAACGUUCUAUCCGGCCGUAUCGCGAUCCUCUAGGAUAUACACUCCCCGAAGACUCACCCUGAUCUUCAUCCUCAUCGUCAAUGUCUUCAUCGCACUCUACACCACCAUCUAUCACGCCUCCGGCACCAUAAACGUCCUCUCCUACCUCCGCGACCAACAUGACCGUCACACAACCCCCAACCACGCCCAAUCCCCCUCCUCAGGCCCCGGCAUCUCAACAGGCUUUCUCAUGCCCUGCCACAGCACCCCCUGGCGCUCGCACAUGGUCUACCCCUCUAUCAACGCCUGGGCCCUAUCCUGCGAACCUCCGGUCAACCUCAACGCCUCCGAAAAAGCCACCUACGUAGACGAAGCGGACCAGUUCUACGAAAACCCUACCACCUUCCUCCGGCAGAACAUGCUCGGCGGUCUCUGGCACAUCCCCCGCAAACCAUCAUACCUCUCCAAGCCAUCCAACCGACGGAAUCCGAAGGGAUACCACGAGUGGCCCGAUUACCUUGUUUUCUUCGCGCAACUUGAACCCACCCUCCAGCGUUUACUCAAGUCUUCUGCGUACGGAGAAUGCUAUCGCACCUUCAGCACAGCCUGGCACGACGACUGGCGCCGCAAAGGCGAUGUCGUAGUCUGGUGUCUCGACCCCGGCGAGCAGCAAUCCUGGAAAACCGUCCUAAAGGAGCGGGAAGAGCGCGCACAACGCAAACUACUAGACUUUGAUAUCGACCUCAGCCCCAUCACCCAGACCCUGGAACGCCAUGCAUCCACCGCUACUAAGACUCUCAAAACCAGCGCAAAUGAAGCGAAUAUCCGCGCACGAAAAGCAAUCACCAAUAUCCGACGCGAGAUUGAGAGCGGGAAAUGGACACCUGCAUUCUUGCAGCAGUCAAGGACACAGUCUGGUGUGAAAUUAUCCUGGCCGUCGUGGGGAAAGACUACUCAGAAGAAAACUCUCUUGGAGCGGGUUCAGAGGUCUUUAUUCUCGAAACCGUCGUCCUCGUCAUGGUUGAGUUGGUGGGAUACCAAGGGUAAAAAGGGGAGUAGGAAGGGGAAGAGGGAGUUGUGGUCUUGA
Molecule: messenger RNA, 2484 nt
Organism: Aspergillus chevalieri
Lineage: Eukaryota; Fungi; Ascomycota; Eurotiomycetes; Eurotiales; Aspergillaceae
Gene: gpi10
Product: putative glycosylphosphatidylinositol-alpha 1,2 mannosyltransferase
Exons: 4
Coding region: 1-2484 (827 amino acids)
Biological process (GO): GPI anchor biosynthetic process
Cellular component (GO): endoplasmic reticulum membrane
Molecular function (GO): alpha-1,2-mannosyltransferase activity
Source: RefSeq, a predicted model, not a curated record